AUGCUGUCUCUCCUCCUCCUCGCCCAUCUGGCAUACUCCAUGCCAUUACCAAUCAGUCUUCUAACCACCCACGCCGGCACCGGAACAGUGUAUACACAAGACAGCGUCGCCGGGUCCUGCGGCACCGUGCACUCGGACUCGGACCUGAUCGUGGCGAUAAGCACGUACUGGAUGAAAAAGGGCCAGGCCUCGAGCUCGAGCUCGAACACGAACUCGAAUACCCUCUGCAGCCAAAAGAUCAGCGCCACGAAUAUUCUCACAGGGACGACGGUCACCGUCGUCGUCGCGGAUACGUGUGCGGCCUGUGGAGAGAACGAUGUCGACUUCUCGGUUGGAUCGUGGGAUGCCCUGACGGGGUCGGCGGCCUGGGGGACUUUUGCCCUUGACUGGAAAUUCUGUGGAUCCGGGGGUUGUUCGUGAUGGAUGCUCUAUCCAGUUGGCUAUUGAGGACUGUACAUUUUAGACUUAGACUAGACUUAGAUUGUUAUUCUGUUAAUAUUGUUGAGUUUAUAUCAAAUUCAAAUCCUU
Molecule: messenger RNA, 528 nt
Organism: Penicilliopsis zonata CBS 506.65
Lineage: Eukaryota; Fungi; Ascomycota; Eurotiomycetes; Eurotiales; Aspergillaceae
Exons: 3
Coding region: 1-420 (139 amino acids)
Source: RefSeq, a predicted model, not a curated record